GCUGGCUACCUUCAAAGUGUCGUACUCUCCUGAGCAGCUGCGAAUGCUCAGGCACACCGCCCUGAGCAGCUGCUGGAAGUGUUCACUCCUACAGCCCUCAGCUGCUUCAAGUACCACCUCAAGACCGAAUUGUGUCUUGGAGAAUAGGUUGUAAUUCCUGUGUAUUUUGAGUGUUCCUUCUUCGUGGGAAGAAGGCAGUUGAAGCUUCAGGGGAUUGAACGAGUGUGAGGGAGAGAGAGAGGGUGGGAAGCUGCCUCAUUUGAGUCAAUGGUGUCUGUGAUGGUCCUCAAACUGUGCAAUGACGGACUACACCGACGGUGAGGAAGUUUGGACAACAGUCUACGGACCCGUGGACCCCAACAAGCUCGAGGGAGAGGAGACGUCUGCAGGCCAGGAGGACAGCAAGAAGGACUCCGCCAAGGAGAAGAGGAGCAAAGGUAGUCGGAUGGGAGGUGGCUCACCCUUCGCCAUGGACAACCGCGACCCUAACAACCUCAACCCUCACAUUCAGAUCCAGUGGGACGACAUCAUCGGUGAGGCUGAGGGGCUGAGGUCACCUGACUGCUGCUGGAGGUGCACCAGCCGGUGCUAUGAACGCACUCAGGAGAUCUGCUACGUUCUUCUGGUCGUCCUCUUCUCUCCUUUUAUCGCCUUCUGCAACGGCUGUAAUUUCGCCUGUCUGGCCUUCAACCAAGUAUGGUGUGUUGGUCCAUGUUUCCGGAGCUGGAAGAUCAACUGUGCCACCAUCAAGAAGUUCUGGGAGGCAUGCCUGAUCGCUGUGUGUGGGCCCAUAGUGGAGAUCUGCGGGCUGGUCUUCUCAAAGGCGUAUGUGCGAUACCAGCGGGUCCCGGAUGGCAUCCCUCCAACCAACAGCACCUACUUCAACGUGUGAAAUGUGUGAACUCAGAGAACUGCUGCUGGGAGGGCCACGGUGGUGCAACGUUGCUCGGGUAAUGUUAAAUCAGUGUUGAUUCAACGUCCCAGUAGGUACUAUAUUCAAGAGCAACGCCGAAUCAACGUCAAUCAACGUUGAACUAACGUUAAUAACGUUGAGUCAAUUGUGAACCAACGCCACUUUUAAAUAUUGUGCGCUUACUGGGGGUAGGAUCAAUGCUAAUUCAACUUUAUACCAACAUCGUUUACUCAGAUUUUCCCCCCAUAUGGAGCUAGGCUUCAGCCAAACACUGGUCGGGUUUUGAGCCACCUGUAGAUGAUUCUUCACAGUUCUGUAGUGAAACUAACGACGGUCAUGAGGCAAAGAUAGAACUGAACUACGAAACAAUUGGACUAAAAAUAAAAACACUGAUUACUGCAAGUUUGAAAUAUUUGAUGAAUGGUGAGGAAUGAGUGUGAUAAGACUCUUAGCGAGUGAGUACGGGGUAGAAACAAUCCCCAUUAGUAAGGAGAUUGCUGCAAUUUUUGUGAAAUCAUCGGCUUGAUGCCCGAAGAAGAAGACAGUAACAUGUUGUGUGUGACAUGGCGAGCUCUUGCCAGCCGUGGAAGAGACGACCAAGCAGCCGUUAUGUUUCUCUCUAAUUUACAAGGGAAAGUUUUAUUUUUGUCAAAGUUUCCACUGUAAGGCUGAUAACAUCUCACAUGGUCACAACUGGAGCAUUUAUAAUUGAAAGGGCUAAAUUCAUGCUCCCAAAUUCAUGUUAAGAAAGUUUUGAGAACAGCACUGGGUAAGCAUAAUGCAAGUUGUCGUAAGCACUGUAUAUAGAACAGCAACUUCAAAGUGUUACGUUUCUACUUUGAUACCUGUUUAGUUAUAUUAUGUUUCCAAUAGAUUUCUGCAGACCCAAGACUAUCAAGGAGGUUAAAAUUAUGUUUACCUAGGUUCUGAUAUAUAAAAGAAGAUAUAGUAUUCACACGGCAGAUAUCAGAGAAUACAGUAAUAGUUUGAAUCAGAUUAUAGAUAUGUUGCAGCAUAUACUAAACAGCAUUCUAGCUAAAAAUAUUAGAUAAACUUAAAAAAUAGUGAACUGAUCAUAAUAUAAACUAAAAUAAACAUUAACCAAGAAAAAUAUUGCAUGUGAACACACUAGUACUGAAGAACUUUUUAUAUGCCUUCUCUAGUUGCUGUAAUAGAUUAUGUCAAUUAUUGCAGAAUAUUUGUUAUAAAAAGGUCUUAAUAAAGAUUAAUUAAAAAUUCAUCAAUAAAACAAAAAACAAUUACUGUAACCUACCUAGAAAAUAUAUCUUAAACAAUACUUAAAAUACGUGUGAGUAAUGACUACGAUUCACUAUAGUACCACAAUUUGUUAUAAGAGAAUAUAUUUAGUAAUUCCAUUGAUGGUUCAGUUUUUCAUCUAAUAAAUAUAUUGUACAGUACAUAAAGAUUAAGAUAAACAAA
Messenger RNA from Procambarus clarkii (red swamp crayfish), 2353 nucleotides. RefSeq names its product caveolin-3. The record is from RefSeq and is a predicted model, not a curated record. Gene Ontology annotation, molecular function: molecular adaptor activity. NCBI's taxonomy places the organism in Eukaryota, Metazoa, Arthropoda, Malacostraca, Decapoda, Cambaridae. Gene Ontology annotation, biological process: caveola assembly. Gene Ontology annotation, cellular component: plasma membrane; caveola.